AGAGGAACUUGAAUUAAAAGUGAAACAAUGUAGGGAUACUCAGAUUCGACAGCGUGUGCAGUUCACGUACGUGUUUAUAAACAAAGAGAUGCCCGUUGUCAGUUGAAAACCAUGUUUUAUUGUCAAAAUCUGCUGUUUUAUCUUUAUCUGUUAUAUUUCGGCACUGCGUUUCGCGGUAAUGCAGCGUCUCCCCCGAGAAAUGCGAGAUCUUCUGAUAAUCUGCAGCACAUAGACUCUGUUGAGCGGAGUACAGGUAGCAGCAGAUACAAAGGAAGGUCCAGUGAAGGUCUCGGGGGCUUUGAACCUGGCGAUCCUGCUCCUGCUUUCCAGGUCCAAACUCUGGAUGGAGUGUUUGUUUACAAUCCUCAGAACCACUCGAAGAGCGCGCUCAUCGUUCACGCGUUCACGAAUAAAUCCGCCUUUUUGGAGUGUCUGUGGACCUGGAGCGAGUCCCUGUCAGACCUGCUGAAAUAUCUGCCGUCCGACACUGAAAUCCUGCUCUUGUCCCUGGAUGACACUGCACUACAGGACGCCCACUGGAUGAGAGAACAGGUUUACAGAGCCGCAGCUCACGGAGGUAAAGAGAUCUUGUCCAGACUGCAUUUCUCUCCUACGCCUGUGUUUGCGCUGGGUAACUGGUUACCCAGAGUAUUUUACUCAUGGGGAUGUGGUGGACACAACUGCGGCCUCGCUCAGGUGGUUUUCUCCUCUCCAGACUGGAGCAUACCAGUGAUUGGCAAGCGUCUCAAUGCCCGAUACGACUGGCUGAAUGGACGCUGGGGUACAGAUCCUUACAGACUGCUGGAUGCAGGUGAUGGUUGUAAACCUGUGACGUCUGUCAAAGGUGCCGUCGCGUGGGUCUCUGAGGGUGGCUGCUCUUUCUUCACAAAGAUGAAAAACAUGGCUGAAUCCAAUGCUGCUGGAGUGCUGGUGUAUGCAUUGCCUGGGAAUCCCAUACAGGACAUGAACUGUAUAGGAGACGAUUGUUCCACCAUAAACAUACCUGCAUCUAUGGUCCAUUUUGAGCCUUCUGUCAUGCAAGCCCUGCGAAAGGGGCAUCCAGUGAAUGUGACAUUCCAGAUCACACCUUCUCCAAACUUCUUCUUUGCAAUCAACCAGAAGGGGGCGCUGUCUGAGAUGGGCUGGUUUCUCUAUCCAACCUUUAGAUUCAUGGCCUGGCAGGCUCAGUGGUUCACAUUCAAUGAGGCUCUGCAGGAGCAGCUGAAUCGGCCUGCCAUUUCAGUGCCUGUGUUUGAUCGUCAUCUGAUGCAGGGAGAUACGGGAGCUCGAGUGGAGGUGGAUCUACCUGGAGAUUUCAUGAAUUAUGAUAUUCUGGAAUUGGACGCCUCCCUGUCCUGUCCCGGCCGCAGGGACGAGACAUGUGCUCACUGGGAUCACACAGUACAGCUAUACGUAUGCUGCGAUCCUACUAGCCCAUACUGCAACCUGGAGCUUGGGCGCUGGAUAACAGCCUUCCGCAGAGGCACAGGUCAUUGGCUGACGGAUGUGACUCCUUUGAUUCCCCUGCUAAAUGAUAAGAAAUGUGUCUUCACCAUGAAGACUGUGCCAUGGGCCAUGCCAUGGAUGACAUCUCUCAAUCUACGCUUUAGUCACAGCAACAAGACAGGUAAUUACUCAGAUGGAUUGUACCCUUUCAAGGUAAUGUCACUCUUUCCUGGGGGGACGUUUGACAAGGACUAUAACAGCAGAUACCAGGAGAUCAAGUUCAGUGUUCCAGCUUCAACAAAGAAGGUGGAGUUAUAUGCUGUUAUCACGGCUCACGGGUCUGACGAGAAUUUCUGCGGUGAAUUUUGUGUGACAUCACAUCAUUUCCUUAUCAACAGAUCCAUCAAUAACACCCUAGUGUUUGAGUCAGCUGGAACACCUCUGGGCUGUGCCAUGCGGGUAGCUGAAGGAGCAGUGCCCAAUGAACACGGGACCUGGCUGUACGGCCGUGCAGGCUGGUGUGACGGGCUCCAGGUUGAUCCUUGGAGGACCGACAUCACUUCCCAGCUGGACCUGAGUGGAACCAAUUCUGUCCUUUACUUUGGACUCUUUGAAGGACGCAAUCCAGAUCCAAAGACUAAUCCGGGGUACAUUAUUAUGUACUCCUUUCUAGUGUUUUAUAAAUGAUUUUACAGUUGGAAACUUCCGCUGAAAUAUUUUUUUUUUUUAAUUCUAACUUCUGCUUAAAUAUAUGUUUUUUAAUUCUCACUUCUGCUGAAAUAUUUUUUUUAAAUUCUCACUUCUGCUAAAAUAUUUUAGAAUUCAGACUGUCUUUUUGACAGCAUUACUCAUUUUCCUAAAUUCAUAAUCAUUUGUUUUUAUUUUAGUGAUUUUAUGUAUUUUCGUGUUCCCUCAUGCUGCUCAUUUUUGAAAGGUAUUUUUGUUUAUAAAUGCAAUCUGAGAUUAUUAAAAUGAUCAUACUUUCUUUUUAGCACAGUUGACUACUGAGAUUAGACAGUCACAUAAUCAUACAUGAAUUUACAGCUGUUUUUCAAAUAAAUUGCAGGGUUGCCGCGGGUCCUUAAAAAGUCUUAAAUUUAGUUUAUCAAAUUUAAGGUCAUAAAAAGUCUUAAAUUGUACAAGAAAGUCUUAAUUAUGAUUAACAGGUCUUAAAUUUUAGGCACGGGAAGACCAGAAUUGCGAUACAGCUUUGUGUCACCAUCAAACUUCAAAAGGGUAUGAUUUCAUUAAAUAAACAUGAGCGCUGCGCGUUCAAUGUCCGGUGCUGCUUUGUGUACUGCGGUUACCGGGGAAACACAUGUCUGCAGUUCCGAAUGCGCCAUCUGCUGGCAGAGAUUGCAUGUGCUUUUUCAAUAUGCCUGUUGUUUUGAGUAGGGUAUUCUUACAAUACAGGAGGCUGUAGUUUCAGAACCACAUUUUUAGGACCAUGUAAUUUUUUUUAUUAUUUAUUUUUAUUUUAUUUUAUUGUAUUGUAUUCAUUUAUUUGUAUUAUGUAUGCAUUAACAGCUCAUACUAUUUAUAGCAGUAGCUAUUCAAUUCUGUAUAUUAUUAUUUUUAAGGAAAUACUGAAUGUAGUUGUUUAAUUGUAUAUACUUAAUUAUUGUCCUAACCAACUCCUAAUCCUGAACUUACCCCUGGGUAACCCUUUUGAAAUAUUUAGCCUAAUUUAUUUCAAUAUAUUCUAGACUUCAGUUCAUUAGCUGCUGCGCUUCAUGUCUGACGUGUGACCCACUUAACAAAGUGAAGUAAACAGUAAAACAAUUGCUGUACAAAUUAGUGUGUUUAUUAGUACUUUAAUAAAUGUAAAAUAAUUUGAAUACAAAUACUAAUUUACAACAUCCAGCAGCACAAUGAACUGUUUUGGACAGUUUAAUGGGCUAAAUGGAGAUUUCUGACACCCCCUUGAACACUCAAGUUUAUGUCAGCUUUUACAUUAAAAAUAAGAUGGAAAGAUUAAAAAAAAAAAAUUAAUAGUUUCAAUGGAUCUAGUCUUUGCGUCUGUUUGAUAUUUCUUUGUUGAAAUGGAAUUGCUAGAUGGCACUGUCUCAAAAAAUAGGGUCCCAGAAAUGUGGUUUUGCAGGAGCAUAGUAUUGGGGUUGUUUUUGUUCAGACCAAAGCGAAAA
Messenger RNA from Labeo rohita (rohu), 3590 nucleotides. RefSeq lists its product as uncharacterized. Gene Ontology annotation, molecular function: oxidoreductase activity, acting on paired donors, with incorporation or reduction of molecular oxygen, reduced ascorbate as one donor, and incorporation of one atom of oxygen. The record is from RefSeq and is a predicted model, not a curated record. Lineage: Eukaryota; Metazoa; Chordata; Actinopteri; Cypriniformes; Cyprinidae.